Molecule: messenger RNA, 2026 nt
Organism: Engraulis encrasicolus (European anchovy)
Lineage: Eukaryota; Metazoa; Chordata; Actinopteri; Clupeiformes; Engraulidae
Gene: ift57
Product: intraflagellar transport 57 homolog (Chlamydomonas)
Exons: 1
Coding region: 296-1543 (415 amino acids)
Biological process (GO): non-motile cilium assembly; intraciliary transport
Cellular component (GO): centrosome; Golgi apparatus; cilium
Source: RefSeq, a predicted model, not a curated record
UCAACAGGAAAGGGUAAACUCACAGCUUGGGAAGACGCAAAGCUUAACAACCGACUUCUGAGCUUAUAUUUCCGUCUAAUCAACUAUUAUUUGGUGUAUGCGGAUCAACUGUCUUGCGAAAGUGACUGCAGUGCACGUUAUUCUGGGAUAUAUGUCAACUUGGCAUCAUUGUAAGCUGCUGAGCAUGAACGUGUGUUAGCAUAUUCGCUAAUACUAGCGAGCAUGAACUACACUAAUUGAACCUGUAUUCAGGAGAAAUUGUGGUGUUGAAUAUUUGAAUUGCCUAUAAACUGAGAUGGCUGACGACGGAAGGCGAGGAGAUGAUGAAGACCGCGGUCCUGGAGCCGCUUACCAAAUGUUCGUGGUCAUGGAGGACUUACUUGACAAGCUAAAGGUAUUGAAUUACGAAGACGAGGUCCUGGCCAAACACAACAUGAAAGCCUUGUCGAGACAUUAUUUUGCUUCAAGCCCGUACACGCCGUCCAACCCCGGCGAACAGUUCUAUAUGUUUACCGUCAUUGCUGCGUGGCUUAUCAACGUCGCUGGCAGACCCUUCGAAAAUCCGCAUGAACAUGACGACCCCAACGCCACUGUGUCCAACAUCCUGUCUCACCUACGCGCUCUAGGAGGCCAGGUGGAUUUCCCUCCAGCCAAGCUGAAGUCUGGUUCUGGAGAACACGUGUGCUGCGUUCUGGACCAGCUGGUGGAAGAGGCACUCAAACGCAAAGGCUUCAGCUGGAAGAAGCCAAUCUAUCCAUCAGAAGAGCAGGAGGAAGAGUGUGUGAUGGAGGACGAUGCUGAGUUGACACUCAACAAAGUGGAGGAGGAGAUGGCUGAGGAUGCUGACGAGUUUGAGGAGGAGAACGUUCUGGACCUCGAGGCCUUGAAGGCGCGCUCCACCCAGAGCGAGGGCACCAUGUCCAAGCCAGAGAUGAUUCUGGAAUCGCAGAUAGACGCGGCAGAGUGGAACCUGGAGGUGGAGAGGGUCUUGCCGCAGCUGAAGGUCACCAUACGCACCGACAACAAAGACUGGCGGGUGCACGUGGACCAGAUCCACCAGCACCAGUCCGGAAUCAAGAACUCCCUCAAAGACGCCAAGGUCUACCUGGACAAGCUGCAGGAGGACGUGAGCAAGACCCUGGAGAAGGUCUCCAGCCGGGAGAAGUACCUCAACACCCAGCUGGAGCCUCUGAUCGCCGAGUACCGCACCGCCCAGUCGCAGCUCAGCCAGGCCAGGGAGCUCUACCAGCAGGGCAGCGGCGGCGUCACCGAGAGAACCAGGACCUUGGCGGAGAUCAGCGAGGAGCUGGAGAAGGUGAAGCAGGAGAUGGAGGAGAAGGGAAGCAGCAUGUCGGACGGAGCGCCCGUGGUGCGGAUCAGACAGAGCCUCACCAAGCUGCGGCAGGAGAUCCAGCAGAUGGACGUGAGGAUGGGGGUGGUGGAGCACACCCUCCUGCAAGCACGGCUCAGUCACAAGAAUAACAUGACCAGGGACAUGCACGCCACAAACACGCACACCGACUCGCACACCCACAUCUACUGACACGUAUAGAAAUAUGAACUCAGGUCCAGCAAGUUGAUGACCCUAUAAACGCACGCAUGCUGUAUGCUUGCUGUACACAUGUGCACACGUACACACACACACACACACACACACACACACACACACACACACACACACACACACACACACACACACACACACACACACAGAGAUAUACACACCUGCUGAAAACACCAGAUCACAUACGUCUUUAAAAAGGGUAAAUGGACAUAUUUUGAUAUUAAAUGUUCACUUUUAGUAUUUUAUACUUCUUAAAACAACGCCAGUACAUUCUCAGUAACUCAAGAUCCACAAUAUAUGGCAUACACACACACACACCUCCUAUGCGCCUGUACAUAAACAUAGAGAGAUGCAGACAGCAGUUCAGACACAUAUUAACAUGUCAUAAUACAUGUGGACCCAUUUAGAUUUUUGCAUAUUUGUUACACAGGUGUGAAUAAAAGUUGUAUUUAGAAAUAAUAA